AUGGCAAGGGAGAAUCUCAGGGUGCUAAGUGCACUAGAUGUAGCAAGAACACAAUGUUACCAUUUUACAGCAAUUGCCAUUACUGGACUGGGCUUCUUCACCAAUGCAUAUGAUCUAUUUUGCAUAUCGCUUGUUACAAGGCUACUCGGUCGUAUAUAUUACUAUGUCGACGGAGCUGAAGAGCCUGGAACAUUGCCACCAAACGUUGCAGCAACAGUUAACGGCCUCGCUUUAGUUGGAACAUUUACCGGACAACUCUUCUUCGGCUGGCUCGGUGACAAACUAGGCCGUAGAACAGUCUAUGGAAUCACUCUAAACAUUAUGAUUAUUUGUUCCCUAGGUUCUGGUCUUUCAUUUGGACAUGAACCAAAAAUGGUGUUGGGAACUCUUUGCUUCUUCAGAUUCUGGCUUGGUUUUGGUAUUGGUGGUGAUUAUCCACUUUCUGCUACAAUUAUGUCUGAAUACUCAAACAAAAAAACACGUGGGGCGUUUGUAGCUGCAGUUUUUGCUAUGCAGGGUUUUGGAAUUGUAGCAGGUGGUGUAUUUGCUAUCAUAGUAUCAGUUGCAUUUAAAUCGAAAUUCGAUGCACCGCCUUACGUGGUUGAUCCUACGGGUUCAACUGUUCCGGAAGCCGAUUAUGUUUGGAGGAUAAUCUUAAUGUUUGGAGCAAUUCCAGCUGCAUUGACUUAUUAUUCAAGAUCUACAAUGCCUGAAACCGCGCGUUACACCGCACUUGUUGCGAAGGAUAUGGAUAAAGCUGUGGCAGAUAUGUCUAAGGUUUUGAAGAUGGAUAUUAAAGCUGAACCUCUAAAAGAUGAUGAUGUUGAAGAAAAUAAACAAUUUGGACUUUUUUCAAAGGAAUUUAUGUCGCGUCAUGGUGUACAUUUGCUUGGAACAAUGUCCACAUGGUUUUUCCUUGAUGUUGUAUUUCAUAGUAUGAAUCUUUUCCAAAAAGAUGUCUUUUGUACCGUUGGUUGGAUUCGGUAUCCGAAGACAAUGAAUGCAAUGGAAGAGGUUUAUAUAAUUGCGAAGGCGCAAACACUUAUUGCUUUAUGUAGUACAGUUCCUGGUUACUGGUUCACAGUGGCACUCAUUGAUAGAAUGGGAAGGUUCACUAUUCAGUUAAUGGGAUUCUUCUUUAUGACAGUUUUUAUGUUUGCAAUUGCUAUUCCUUUUGAUCACUGGACAAUAACAGAGAACAAAAUUGGGUUUGCUGUGCUUUAUGCCUUAACCUUCUUCUUCGCAAAUUUCGGGCCUAAUACUACCACAUUUGUUGUGCCUGCCGAGAUUUUCCCGGCUAGGUUUAGAUCAACUUGUCAUGGAAUGUCGUCUGCAGCAGGGAAGCUUGGAGCGAUGGUUGGCGCGUUCGGGUUUUUAUUUUUAGUACAGAAUCAAGAUCCCAAGAAAACUGAUGCAGGGUACCCUGCUGGUAUUGGUGUGAGAAACUCAUUGUUUUGUUUAGGUGCUGUUACCAUUUUGGGAUUCUGUUUUACUUUCUUGGUGCCUGAGGCAAAGGGAAGAUCUCUUGAGGAAAUGUCUGGUGAGGACAUUGAUGAUAUUGUUGAUGAUACUAUUAGUCAUAGCAGCAGUAGUAACAGAAUGAUGUCAUAUCCUUAG
Messenger RNA from Medicago truncatula (barrel medic), 1617 nucleotides. Its product is annotated as inorganic phosphate transporter 1-4. The record is from RefSeq and is a predicted model, not a curated record. Gene Ontology annotation, cellular component: membrane. Bases 1 to 1617 code for a protein of 538 amino acids. Gene Ontology annotation, biological process: phosphate ion transport; transmembrane transport. The transcript has a single exon. Lineage: Eukaryota; Viridiplantae; Streptophyta; Magnoliopsida; Fabales; Fabaceae. Gene Ontology annotation, molecular function: phosphate transmembrane transporter activity.